GUACCAGUCAUCUUUCAAAUUAAAUAACAUAUUUCGUGGACUUUAAUUUUAAAACUCGUUAAUUGUUCCCAAAAAAAUGUGCUACAUUUCCUUGAGACUGUUCUUUUUGUGAAUGAAUCUACCUACUCCAGUGAAUAAUUUAAAAUAAUUUUUUAUUCUACCUGUGCUGACCCGAUAUGUAGUUAUUGUGUUAAUGAAAUCCAUAGCAAUUAUUAUUGACGAAUAUUUAUGACGAAACAAAAUAAUUACCUUAAAGACUACCAAAACGGAAACAGAUUAGCACGAAAGUGAAAAGAAAGAGAGAAAAAAGUUUAUAAUCAUAUGCACCAGGUUGUUAUUUGAGCUUACAGGUAGCCAACAAGUUUCCAUUCAGAAAAAAAUUACAAGAAAUUUGCUUAGUUCAUUUUAAGAAUUGAUGUGGUUAAGAUAAGAAUCUAAAAAAAUGGGUGCGAUAAUGUUUAAAUAUGUGCAGUUGUUGUGCGUUGCAUUUUUUGUGAAUAACUCUAAUUGUGCACGAAAGGCUGAUAUUGUGGAAGUUGAGCAUCUAAAAAUAUCAUCAAGAAUUGCGAUGUGUAAGCAAUUUAAUCCUAAUGUGACACUCGAGCAUUGUUACAACAACAUAACGUCAGAGAACUACACCGAAGAUAUAAUUUUGGAAUAUGAGCCACAACUUAAUGAAACAGAUUUUCAUCUUUUUUGCCGUGAUGCUCAUAAAAUGAUCAUUGAAAUAGAUCAUCACGUGGAAUACACAGAUGACAAUGAGACAUUCGUUUAUAUGCUAAUUCUUGAAGAAUCAACUGGAAAAUUUCUUGAUCGAAUGAUUUAUUUUUCUGAAGAGAAAUUGACAAAAGUCACUGUUGAUGACCUGAGCACUAAAGAGUCUACAAGUCUUUCGUAUAAUAUUACUGUCUACGUUGUUUCGUCAAAUGCCGUCGUUCAAGUACUUGGAACUAAAAUGUUUACGACAUUAAUGGAAGAUUUUAGACCAGAAAAUAUUACUGAAAUUGAGUUUAAAGACCAUAGUGAUAUUUUCAUAUAUGAUCUAGAAGAGUCUUUCAAUCUUACUAUCGGAUGGGAACCAGCUAGAGAUCACACAUGUGACUAUGAAGUUAUUAUUUACGGUGAUCACAUGGAACCGAAGAAAAUUUUACUAGAUAGCCAGUUUGAAUAUACAUUUGCAAAUUUACAAGCACAUCAAAAGUUUAAUGUUGGAGUUAGAGGUGUGAAUGUCUACAAAAGUAUUCGUAGCAUUGAGCAAUGGCGUGAAUUUUCACUCAAGAUAUACAUCGAUUUUCAAGUUAAAAUUAAGCACUUAGAAGACGAUCUGUAUGAUGUACAUGUUAAAUGGGACGAGAAUGAGCCACGUCCGAAGAGCUUUGAAAUUGAAGUAUGGGAUCAAGAUGCUGAAAUAAAUGAGAACAUUACAACUGGAUUUUAUAGUGUAAAAUAUACAGGGAUUUCCAACUCAUUUGAUUUUGAAAAGCUUGAAUUAUUCGGACCAAACAUCAAAGUCAUUAUUGCUGGAUUUGAUGAAGAUGAAAACGAAAUUUUCAUUGAUAGUCUCGCAGAAACUUUAAGAAAAAAAAAUCCUAGCAAGAUAAUGCAUAACUUAUUUUAUGCAUCCAUAGGCUUCAUGAUUAUCCUUAUAAUUGUACUGUACAAAAUCUGGAAAGGCAGAAUCGACUCAUUUAUAUCCAUGUUGGCUCAAAAAAGAAUUGAAGACAUGGACAUCGAAGCUGUCAAAUCAAUGUCAUCAGGAACAGUUUUAGAGCUAAUUUCUGAAUUGACAAAAGAUGAAUUUAUGGAAGUUGAGAAAGAUAACAUUGCAGUUUUGGAGCAACUUGGUGAAGGUGCAUUUGGAUUGGUUAAGAAAGGAUUAGUUAUAAGAAAUGGAGAGAAGGAGCACGUGGCUGUUAAGAUGAUUAAAAACACCUCAAAUCUUGAAGACAUCAAACAUUUCCACCAAGAAAUAAAAGUGAUGAAGUCAGUUGGACAUCAUGAGAAUAUUGUCAGCAUCGUUGGACAUUGCACAUCGGAUAUUAAAUAUUUGAUGCUAUUGACAGAAUAUUGCGAUGCUGGAAAUUUAUUAGACCUGUUGAGGUUCGAGUUCGCAAAGCAAUUAAAGUUUUAUGAUACAAAAGGGAAGUUUUCAUCAUUUGAAAUAACAGUGGAAAAGUAUCCAGACAGUUUGCUGAAUUUUGACAUGUCUGAAAGAGACAAAAAAGAAAUUUCUUACAAAAACAUUGGAUGCUCGGAAGUCCAAAAGAAUCUUUUUGUUGUUAAUCAAUUGUACGACGAUCUGAACAAUAAUGGAAGUAAUAAUGGACAAGUUUUGCAAGCAAUUGAAAUGACAGCAACAAAUGCUUUGUAUCUUAAAUUAAACAGUGAUUCUAUGGAACCAGCAACAGUCAUUGAACUUAGUACAAAAGUUGAGGAUGAAUUAAAUCCUGUUUAUGACUUUUUAGUAUCCAGCGAUCUUCUUUCAUUUGCUAAGCAGAUUUGUGAUGGAAUGGAUUUUCUGUCAAGAAAGAAAGUGGUUCAUCGUGAUCUUGCUGCGAGAAAUAUUCUUGUCUGUACCAAUAAAACUGUAAAGAUCUCAGAUUUUGGACUAAGCAGAGACAUCUAUCAAGACAAUUUCUACAGAAAGACUGGAAAUGGAAAGUUGCCAAUCAAAUGGCUUGCAUUAGAAUCAAUGACUCAUCAAGUUUAUACUUCUCAAAGUGAUGUUUGGUCAUUUGGAAUUCUCCUCUACGAAAUCGCAACCUUAGGUGCUGUGCCAUAUUCAUCAAUAAGUGUUGAAAAUAUCCUUAAAAUAUUAAAAACAGGAUACAGAAUGGAGCGACCAAAUCAUUGCCACAUUUUACUUUACGAACUGAUGAUGUUCUGCUGGCAUGCAAAUCCAAUGGAACGUCCUACAUUUGAGGAACUCUCAGGGAAAUUACAGAACUAUUUAACUAUGGAAAAUAUUUGGGGUGAACGAAUUAUUGAUUUGCAGAAGAUGUUUACUCAAUGUGUUAGCGAAAUGAACUACAUGAAGCCAUUAGUGUAAUUAGAUUCAUUAAAUUUUGAGUUACGACUUUAGAAAGGCUAUAAAGACAGUUAAAAUAUUAUUGCAAUUACAUUAAGACAGUUUUAAAGAUAUUUUAUUCUUGUUUGAUAGUUUAUUUGACAUUUUCUCAAUUUUGUGUUGUAGAUGUAAGGUAAAAAAUGCAAAAUAGGCUAAUCGCUAUGAUUUUAUGAUAAUUAAUAUUGUAAAUUUUUAAAUGAAUUUUAAUUUUUUUUUGUAAUAAAGUAAUAAGCUUUUGUACAAAGGACAAUAACUUCUGUAAUUUUAAUAAUUUUCUUUGUAAAUAGGUCAGAGGUGGAAGAGAAAUGUUUAGAAAUUAGAAAUACGUAAUAACUAGUCAAUAAUACCUGGUAAUAAUUAAUUAUUUUCAUUUAUAUAUUAAUAUCAUAAAAGGUUGACACGUGGAAAUAUAAAAACAAUGCAAUAUUAAGAACAAAGCAAGAUGUUGAGAAUAUAGUGAAAGUAAUUCAUUUUUCAAUUUAUAUAUGCAACUAUAAUUCGUUUGUUUCCCCUUGUAUAGUUGUUAACCUCUUCAUAUGAAUAUUUUGUCUCUUUCUGAUCAUGGAACAAUAAAGAUCUUUGUAAAUUUUAUAAAGAGUACUUAAGGUCUCUUUGAUUAAGUAUAUUAAUAAAUAAACAUUGUGUUCAUCAUAUCCAACAUAGCAACAUGUCUGUUAUGACUUCCUAAAAUAGGAAUUAGCGCAAACAUCAUUCCAACAUAUCAAAGAAAAAUUUGACAAGUUAGGUUGUGGAUACUAAAAAUUCGAUUGUUUAAUAUACAUCAUAAAUAAUAUUCUGUCAACUUAACUGUUAUAGCGUCAACGAAGUUACAUCCUCAAAUUUAAAAUUGCAACCUUAAUUAAUACAACGUUUUGAUUUCAGUUCCACCAAUUAUUUAUUUGAUUCAUUUGAAUUUCAUGUUCAACAAAUUCUUUCUUGAUUAAUUGGAAGUUACUUCAUGACAAAAGAGUUAAUAUGAAAUGUUGGUUUAGGUCCAUUGAAGGCACAGGAUGAAGUGGAGUUGGCUUCCAUCUUUGUUGUUAUGUUCAAUAUUCUCCUCGAUCUAAAUUGAAUAUUUCAGAAGCUCUUGUAUUUAUGGGAAAUUUUUGUUAUCAUAUCUUGUAGUUUACAGCAUAAUGAUUGAUAACU
Messenger RNA from Chironomus riparius, 4216 nucleotides. Lineage: Eukaryota; Metazoa; Arthropoda; Insecta; Diptera; Chironomidae. The record is from the annotation of a GenBank genome assembly.